UCUGCAUUCCAAGCACCCAUUCCUCCAUAACCGUACUGACGAACCUGAAACUCUUCGGAAUCUCACAAGCACAAGCGAGCAGUAGUAUGUCCACAACACGCGUUGCGAUUCUUACAGUCAGCGAUGCGGCGUCCGCGGACGCGAGUGCCGACAGGUCCGGACCUGCUGUACGCGACCUCCUUAUCAUCAACGGUGAAUUCGAAUGCAAGUAUUCGCUGAUCGUGCCCAACGACGAGGCGCACGUACGGCACACCGUGCGUACGUGGUGUGAGCAGGGCGACGUCGAUUGGGUCCUCACCAUUGGCGGUACGGGCUUUGGCGUACGCGACAGGACUCCUGAGGCCAUACGCCCCCUAAUCGAGCGCGAUGCCCCUGGUCUUGUUCACCUCCUGCUUGCGUCAUCCUUGCAAAAGACACCGCUCGCUGCACUCUCGCGCCCGGUAGCGGGCACGGUGAAGAAUACGCUAGUAGUGACCCUGCCGGGAAGCAUGAGGGCCGCGCGAGAGAACUUGGAGGCUUUGCUCGCAAACGGCGUCAUCGACCAUGCACUUCAGCUAGUCAAGAGCGGUUCCGGUGUGCAGCUGCAUGCAGCUCUCGCAGCUGUGGCAUCUGAUCAGCACUCGAAGGCCCAUCACCACCACCAUCACCACUCCCAUGCUCCCCAGCCGAGAAGUGUCCUGUCACACGACCCUGCCCUGCCAGUGACCAUGAGGCCAAGGGAGUCACCAUACCCUCCGGUCUCGGUUGACUCAGCAACUUCUUCAAUUCUCAGCGCGAUCAAACCUCUUCCCGUGGUCCAGCUUCCUUUCGGUCCAGAGCUGAAAGGACAUGUGUUAGCGGAGGAUGUGCAUGCCCCGCAAGAUCUGCCGUCCACGUCCACCGCGAGCGUCGAUGGCUACGCUCUGCACUCUUAUGACCAGCCGGGCGUCUAUCGGGUGCUCACCUCACGCACGCACAAGCUCUCCGACCCGCUGCCGCUCGAUGCAGUCUACCGCAUCAACACAGGCGCACCACUUCCCGCGGGCGCAGACACGAUUAUCAUGGUCGAGGACACCCGCCUGCAUAGCACAGUGAACGACGACAGCGGGCAGGAGGAGGAGAAGGAGGUCAAGACACUCGUGCAGGUGCCGAAGGGAGAUAACGUGCGCGCGCCGGGGUCGGAUAUUCGAAAGGAUGAACUGGUUCUCGAAGCUGGGCAGGUGCUGCACGAUACCGGAGGGGAGAUCGGCACGUUGGCGCUUGUCGGGCGGAAAGAGGUCGGCGUGUACAGGAAGCCAGUCGUCGCGAUUAUGAGCACCGGAAGCGAGCUCAUUGAUGUUCGCGCGCCAAAGUCGCUAGAAAGCGACAGCCAGGGCGGGAUCUCGGACACGAACCGGCCGUCGCUCCAGGCUGCGCUCUUAGGAAUGGGCUAUCGCGUUGUUGAUCUCGGGAUUGUGCCUGACGACCUCGAUGCUCAUGUCUCGACGAUUGAGAAGGGCCUGCAGGAGGCAGAUCUGUUGCUCACGACAGGCGGAACAUCAAUGGGCACGAGCGAUCUGCUCAAGCCGGUCAUCGAGAGACAGCUCGGGGGCACCGUGCACUUUGGGCGUGUCUCUGUUGAACCGGGCAAGUCGACAACGUUCGCAACCAUCCCCGCGGCCGCGCACCCGAACGGAAGCAUCCCGAUGUUCGCGCUGCCAGGCAGUCUGGCAGCGGCUCUCGUCACCUUCAACAUCUUCAUGGUACCUGCACUGCGUAGACUCGGCGGGUGGCCCAUGGAGCACUGUCAGUUGCCUAAGGUGAUGGUCAAGAUACAAGAUUCUAUGCAGCUCGACCCUUGCCCGGAGUACCACCGUAUCAUCAUCAAGGCCGGUCCGACGGGCCUCAAUGCGUACAGCACGGGUGGACAGCGAUCAAGUAGGGUUACUGGUCUGAGCGGGGCGAAUGGGUUGGUGGCGUUGCCCGCUAAAAGCGGAGUCGGUCCAGACAAACUAGAAGUUGGUGAGAUGGCGGUUUCCACAUAUUGCGACAUGCGAUACUAUCUCUUCAUCGUGGCCAACUCCAAUUCAUCAAUUUCUUUUUGAAGCGCAGCGACUUCAUCUUCCAGUCGUUCUCGUUGUCUGGUCAGCAUUUGUAUACGCCUGACAUCUAGCUUGCUCACGCCGGCCGUAUUCAUGUGGAUGCCA
Molecule: messenger RNA, 2165 nt
Organism: Laetiporus sulphureus 93-53
Lineage: Eukaryota; Fungi; Basidiomycota; Agaricomycetes; Polyporales; Laetiporaceae
Exons: 11
Coding region: 87-2063 (658 amino acids)
Biological process (GO): molybdenum incorporation into molybdenum-molybdopterin complex; Mo-molybdopterin cofactor biosynthetic process
Cellular component (GO): cytosol; cytoplasm
Molecular function (GO): molybdopterin molybdotransferase activity
Source: RefSeq, a predicted model, not a curated record